AUGGGGUCCCUCUCUCAUAUCGCUCCCUCGCACCCUCGCUCCCUCGCGAUCCCCUCUCCUCGACAUUCCUCGAUCUCCUCUAAUCUACCAACGACUCCCUUCCCCGGUCUCCUCAGUACGCUCCUCCCAUCACUCCGAAUGCUUCGUCACUCACUACCGCUCAAACCUUCUCCCCCAUGUCGUCCUCCCCGUCCACUUCUCCCUCCCCCCUCAUCGUCGCAAUAUGUCCCGACUCACGAAUCUCUAUUGUCUCCGUUCAUACAUUCCUCCCGCCAGCCUCGACUCAGCAAUCAUUCUCGUUCUUCUCCGAUCUUACAUCUCCCCGUCUCAUCCCCUACUCGCUACCUUUACUCUCACGCCUUUCUCCUACUCCUCCGAUCAUCCCACAUCCCCCUCCAACCAUCCCGUCCCCAGUCAGUCUCUCGCGUCCCCCCCCCCCCUCACUUUCCUCCCCGUUCCUUCCUCACUAACUCUCAUCCCGCUGGCACCCGAGCUCGCUCCUGCCCCAGUCCUUCGCUCACCCCCCUCUCGUCCUCCCUCGCUCUCGGAACAACCACCUCGCCUUCACGGCUCACCCCCCCCCCCUCACAGCUCUCAUCGUCAUCCUCUUUCUCCCAUCUGCCUCCAUCUCUGGUGUCUAUCAGUGUCUCACUCGCAGGUUGGGUUCACUCUCUUUCAUCCCUCUUCCAUUCACCACUCCUCCACCCACUCGACAACCUCCUCAUCUCUCCUCCCUCCGUAUCCCCUCGUGAACGUCUGGGUGGCGUGGCAUUGCUCGCACCGCAGGGCCUACAUCUCCCCCUCCUCUCCCCUUCUUCCUUCGUUCCUAACGCUCCUCUCUCUCCACCUCCCCUCACCUUCUCUCUCUCUCUUCCUUACUCCUCUCUCGUGGGUCUCACCGGCCGUCACCUCCUCUCUCCGUCGUCUCUGAUACCUCGUCAUUCUCUCCCUCACAUCCUCCUCCCUUUCCCUCGGCUCCUCUUCCCUGUCUCUCCUCUCAUCUCUCCCCUCCUCCCUCUCUAUUCCCCCCCCCCCUCCAUUCAUCUCUAUCUCUCCCUCUCUCUCCCCCCGAUACCCCAUACACCACUCGCUCCUCCAACCCCCUCCUCCCUCUUCCUCUCGUCCGCUCACGCUACACCGUCGCCUUUCCCCCUUUUCCUCUCUACGUAUCCCUCACUCCUCCUCUUUCUCUUCCAUCCACCCGACUCUCCUCUCCUCUCUCUCUUCUCCUCUCCCGCUCGUCCUCUCCCCCUCCACCGUUCAUCUCUCUUCAACUCUCCUCACUCUAAUCAGAUCACUCUCUUCUCUCCUCGCUCCCCCUCUUCAUCGCCAUUCAAUCAUCUCCUCUCCUCCAUCCAUCCUCCUCCACCAUCUUCUCUCCCUCUCCACUACUCUCUCUCCCGGCAGGCCUCAUCUCACCUCUCCGUCAACCGGAUUCACCGCUCCCCCUCAAACAUCUUCUCUCCCCGCCUCGCAUUCGUCCUCACUCCUCACCCCCCUCUCUCUUCUUCUUCUCGCCAACACUCCUCAUCGGCGGAUCUGCUCUCAUCACUCUCGUCACGCCAUCCACAGCUCACAUCCUCGAGUCGUAUCUGUCGUCUUCACAUCCUCAGCUCUCGUUCUUGUCUGGGGGCUGGGGGCUCCGCGCUGGGGGGCUUCUUCACACCGACACCUUCGGUCUCAUUCCCAGCGUCAUCAUCCCCAUCGUCCCACCACCUCCACUCCUCGCGGUCACCAUCCAUCGAACUCUCCCUCGCCCCUCCUUCUCUCACUCGUCUGCCCUGGUCCACUUCAGAGCAUUUCCUCUGUCUCAAUCGCGGCCGCCCCACCCCAGCUUCGUCUCCUCCCCGAUGUCUCGCGUCCUAUCUCCCCACACUCUUCUCCUACCUUCGGGGGUCUCUAUCCCUCACUCCACUAUCAUCGCACGCCCGUUCCUCCUCUCCAGUUUCCUCGUUCUCCCCCAACAUCCCCCGCCCCUCCGGUAGUUCAGUCCGCUCCGACUCAUCCCCCCUUCGUCCUCUUCUCUUCCACAUCGCCCUCCCCUCCGUCUCAAAUCUCUGCCCCUUGCCAUCACUCUGCCUCUACCCUUCUAUCAAUCCUCAGGUCUCGACCCUUAUCCCUGUCACCUCUCAAUCGAUCUUCCCCCCCUCUUGGCCCUCUCCCCGCAAUGCGUCUCCUGUCUCCGUCACCUCCCUCUCGCUCACCCGGUCGCAUACUCCGUUCCGAUCCCAUCUCGCCGACACCUCGCGCCUCCAACCCUCCUCACGCCGUUCUCAUCUCCUCAACCGACUCUCCUCCUCUCCGUGUACCUCUCUCGUCUUUCUCUCCAUCCGCUCCUCCGCGACGUGCCUCAUCCGGUUUCUCGCUUCCUACUUUUCUCCUCUUCUCUAUCGUCUCGGCAUCCGUAUUCGCCUCUGCUCUUUCCUCCCCCUUAACAGCGAUCUCUUCCACCUCUCGAGAGCCUCAGUUCUCAUAUCACUCUCCCUCCUCGCUCAUCUCACCCUCUCUCUCUUCUCUCCCAAGUCUCGCUUCCCCCUUCCCCUCCCCUAUCCUCAUCUCUCACCCAUCUCUCACUCCCUCUAG
Molecule: messenger RNA, 2583 nt
Organism: Knipowitschia caucasica
Lineage: Eukaryota; Metazoa; Chordata; Actinopteri; Gobiiformes; Gobiidae
Source: the annotation of a GenBank genome assembly